UUUCUGUAAGCUGAACAAAGCAGAGAGAAGGUAAACAAAGAAAGGAACAAGACAGAGGAACCUAUAAGGCGGAGUGGGAUGUAAAAUUGGGCACUGUACUGAAACGACAGAUAAAACUUAAAACGUUGGGCUGUGGACUGACAGCAGACAAAGGAGAGCGGUAAUGCAUAAAAGGAUAGAAACUAGAGCACAGGCAGGUAGGCUGGUGAAACUUAGCCUUCAGAAGUAGAGACAAGGCAUUGUUUUAGUUAACAACAGAAGGAUAGGUAAGGCAGACCACAGACAAACAAGGAGAGGAAGAAGGAAGAGAUCCAGAGAUAAAGACAACAUCUGGAGGUACUUGGGGGAACUUAUUUGUCCAGGAUGGAUAAAGUGGAACGUGUAAUGAAGAUGGUGAAGAGGAUGUCACCCAGAAAGAAGAGGAGAGAAGGAGGAAGAGGAGGACCGGGGGAGCUGGAGAGUCCGGACACCCUGUGUGACGAACUGUGUCGUUUCAACCUCUGCAUCUCUGACGAGGGGCCAUAUGGAAAAACCAAGGAUAUCUCUGGACCAGAACACACCAUGACUUUGAGAAGACACAGUAUACCAGAAGCUCUGCGGGGGGUGACCAUGGUGGAACUGGUGAAGAAAGAAGGUAGCACACUUGGACUAACCAUCUCAGGAGGGACCGACAAGGACGGGAAACCACGGGUAUCAAAUCUACGGCCAGGGGGGCUGGCAGCCAGGAGUGAUCAGCUUAAUGUCGGGGAUUACAUCAAGUCUGUGAACGGCAUCAAUCUGACCAAACUCAGGCAUGAAGAGAUCAUUAGUUUAUUAAAGAACGUUGGCGAGCGAGUCCUGCUAGAGGUGGAGUAUGAGCUGCCCCCUACAGCGCCAGACAGCACCUCAGGGGUUAUAUCGAAGACAAUCGACAUCUGUUUGCACAAAGAAGGAAGCAGCUUUGGUUUUGUGAUGAGAGGUGGUACACAUGAAGACUGGCACAAGUCCCGCCCCUUAGUUGUGACCUAUGUCAGGCCAGGAGGUCCUGCAGACAGAGAAGGCACACUACGUCCCGGUGAUCGCCUCCAAAGUGUGGAUGGUGUUCCUUUACACAACGCCAGCCACAAUGACGCCCUCAGUGUGUUGGCUCAGUGCGGCCAGGAAGCCCUGUUCCAGAUAGAGUAUGAUGUCACAAUAAUGGACACAUUGGCGAAUGCCUCUGGUCCCCUAUUGGUGGAAAUUGUAAAGUCACCAGGAGCAACGCUGGGCAUCACGCUGACGUCGGCCAAUCAUCGCAACAAGCAGGUCAUUGUCAUUGACCGGGUUAAGCCUGGCAGCGUGGUGGACAGAUGUGGAGCCUUGCAUCCUGGAGAUCACCUCCUGUCCAUAGACGGGACAUCGACAGAACACUGCACAGUCUUGGAGGCAACGCAGUUAUUAGCAAGCACAACUGAACUGGUCAAGUUAGAAAUCCUCCCGUCACAUCAAACAAGGCUAGCCGGGAAGCAGCACGACACAGUGAAGGUCCAGAAAUCAGACCAUCCCCACACCUGGGAUCCCUGUAUAAACUACUGUCACCCUCAAAACUCAACCCUCUGCAACACCAGUUCCACCCUCAACAAGUCGUGGACCGCAUCCAACAACAACACGAUCAACAGCCUAGACUACUGCAAGUCUCUUGUAUGUGCCAGUUUCUCUACCAGCUCUACAACCACGUCAGGCCCCAGUAGCCAGAGCUCAAACACGUUGCCGAGGCCGGCAGUUCCCAUGAGUCCCCGUAACUCGCUGCUCAAACGACGGCAGAGGAAGAAAGAGCACAAAAGUUCCUUGUCCCUAGCUUCAAGUUCUGUAGGUCCCGGUGGUCAGGUGGUCCACGUGGAGACAAGUGAGGUCGUCUUAACGGGCGAUCCCCUCAACGGCUUUGGAGUGCAGCUGCAGGGAGGAAUAUUUGCAACGGAAACACUCUCUGCACCGCCCCUCAUUCGAUUCAUAGAGCCUGACAGCUCAGCAGAGAGGUGUGGCCUGCUGCAGGUUGGAGACCGUCUUUUGUCAAUCAACGGCAUCCCCACGGAAGACGGAACCCUGGAGGAAGCCAAUCAGCUGCUCCGUGACGCUGCAUUGACCAAUAAGGUCUCGCUGGAGAUCGAGUUUGACGUAGCAGAGUCAGUGGUGCCUAGUAGCGGUACGUUCCAUGUCAAGCUGCCAAAGAAAAGAGGAGUGGAGCUGGGGCUCACCAUCAGUGCCAGCAAGAAGUCCGGGGAGCCCCUCAUCAUCUCUGACAUCAAGAAAGGCAGCAUGGCUCACAGAACAGGAACUCUGGAGCCCGGAGAUAAGCUGUUGGCGAUCGACAACAUCAGGCUGGAGAACUGCUCCAAGGAAGAUGCAGAGCACAUUCUCCAGCAGUGUGAGGAGCUGGUCAAACUAAAGAUACGCAAAGACGAGGACAACUCAGAUGAGCAGGAGACGUCGGGCAGCAUAAUCUACACUGUGGAACUGAAGCGCUACGGAGGCCCACUGGGUAUAACCAUCUCAGGCACAGAGGAGCCUUUUGACCCCAUCACUAUAUCCGGCCUAACCAAGCGAGGCCUUGCAGAGAGGACAGGCGCUAUUCAUGUAGGCGACCGGAUAUUGGCCAUCAACAGCGUCAGUCUGAAAGGGAAGCCUCUGAGCGAAGCCAUCCACCUGCUGCAGAUGGCCGGAGAGACGGUGACCCUCAAAAUUAAGAAACAGCUAGACAAUUUAGAGAAGAGCAAAGCAGCAGACGUUGAAGAUGCAACAGAGAAUGAGGUCAGCGACCCCGAGGAGGAUGACUUGACAGAUAGCCAGCAGACCAAUAAGCUGUCAGAGCUUUACUCCACGACUAUACCGAGUGUGGACUCUGCCAUGGAGUCCUGGGACGGUUCUGGACUGGACGCAGGAUACGGCAGCCAAGGUACAUACGCACAUCAAGGAGCGGGUGUCGCCCUCCACCCACAUGAGUGGCGUAGUGCAAAACAGCAACGUAGCACAACGCCACCUCCUGGAAGAAGGAAGAACUACCCGUUUAGUGAUGGGGGCUUCAGUGAGGAUGAGUGGGACAAGCCACCAGGAUUUAUUGGCCAACAACCAGACGGUAUUCUGUUGGAUCCGGAGGACAGUUUCUGGUGUCAGGCGCUGGAAGACCUGGAGACUUGCGGCCAGUCAGAACUUCUCAGAGAGAUAGAGGUUGUACAGGCUUCCAUCAUGACGGGCACAGCCAUCAGUCUGGGUGUAGAGGACGUCAACAAACCUCCAGUUGAGCCCAUCCUGAGCCACAGCAGGAUGAGUCCAUUGCGAAGGAAUUCACUCCUUCAUCAAGCAAACUUGCUGCAUCAGAAUUCCCACUUCAACCCGGGGGUUCACUUACACGACGACAUCCACCUGCACGAAGAGGCCCACAUGCAUCAAGACUCCCACUUGCUUGAGAAGACCCACUUUACCCAGGAGGCCCACCUGCAUCAUGGAGCCCACAUUCACCAAGAGACGCAAUCCCCUCUGCUGCACCACGAUCAGAAGCUCAAGGCUCCGUUAAGAGUGUCAGAGAGAACGUGGGAGUCUCGUCGGAUCAAAGAGGAGAUGCAGGGAAUUCUGUCCCCAACUCCUCUGGAGCUGCACAAAGUAACAGUGAUAAAGGACCCAGAGAGCGACGACUUUGGCUUCAGCGUGUCAGACGGCUUCCUGGAGAAAGGCGUUUAUGUCAACAUGAUUAGACCCGACGGACCAGCCGACAGAGCCGGACUGAAACCCUUCGACAGGAUCCUGCAGGUGAACCAUGUCAGAACGAGAGACUUUGACUGCUGCCUAGCGGUGCCCCUCAUCACGGAGGCUGGAGACAGACUGGAGCUGGUCAUCAGCAGAAACCCACUAGGCAGCGAAAAACCAGAGGACAACAACAACACUUUAGACGACGCCUUGGAUCUGUAACAGACACAACGUCGGCUCGAGCAGCGUUAAUGCGCGUCUUAAACUACGAACAUAUUUACUGUGACUGGCCU
Messenger RNA from Fundulus heteroclitus (mummichog), 3992 nucleotides. RefSeq names its product glutamate receptor interacting protein 2b (gene grip2b). The transcript has 25 exons. Lineage: Eukaryota; Metazoa; Chordata; Actinopteri; Cyprinodontiformes; Fundulidae. The coding region runs from base 364 to 3921 and encodes 1185 amino acids. The record is from RefSeq and is a predicted model, not a curated record. Gene Ontology annotation, molecular function: protein binding. Gene Ontology annotation, biological process: neurotransmitter receptor transport, endosome to postsynaptic membrane.